Messenger RNA from Struthio camelus australis, 1833 nucleotides. NCBI's taxonomy places the organism in Eukaryota, Metazoa, Chordata, Aves, Struthioniformes, Struthionidae. The record is from RefSeq and is a predicted model, not a curated record.
AUGUGCGUUUGGGCUGAGCGCCUGCAGUCCAAGCUGCAUUUGAAGAUGUCCUCCAAAACGCUUAGGGUAUAUUCGACAAGACACCUAAAGCAACGGGCGGGUAUAAAAAGUGGCCGGAGCAUCCUCCGCCAGCUGGCGGCGGAGCCGGAUUCCCGCGACAGCCCCCUUUCGCGGCGGCUAGGAUCCCGCCUUCCCUUUCCCCUGGGCCGUGGAAACGAGGAGCGGGUAAUCCCGGACUGCAAGGCCUGGCGCUCGGAGGAGAUGACUGAAGACCGCAGCAAACUCGGAUCGAGAGGGGGGGAAAAACCCCACAGCAACGGUUUGGGGCUCUCUGCAGACUUCACCUUCCGAGUGGGUCCCGUGGAGAAGAACAAUCACGUCCUGACGCUGAUGUCCAUGGCCGCUCGCAUCUACAAGCACCCCAGCCUGAAGAACGCCGUCAACUUGGUGGUGGUGAAGGUGCUGAUCGUGGAGGACGAGGCGGCGGGGCCGGAGGUGUCCGAUAACGGUGGCCUCACCCUGCGCAACUUCUGCAACUGGCAGCAGAAGUUCAACCCUCCGAGCGACCGGCACCCCGAGCACUACGACACCGCCAUCCUGCUGACGAGACAGGACUUCUGCGGGCACCAGAGCUGCGACACGCUGGGAGUGGCGGAUAUCGGCACCAUGUGCGACCGCAACAAAAGCUGCUCGGGGAUCGAAGACGAGGGCCUGCAGGCAGCCUGGGGACCUGAGCGCCUUGCCCGCAAGGUCGGCGGCAGCCCUGGCGGGGGGCCGGCCGGCAAGAGCUUUAGGGAGCAGCAGUGUGAGAAGUACAAUAACUACAAUUUCACGGACCUGGAUGGGAAUCGCCUCGAAUGGGUCCCCAAGUAUGCCGGCGUGUCGCCCCGAGAUCGGUGCAAGCUCUUCUGCCGGGCCAGGGGGAGGAGCGAAUUCAAAGUCUUUGAGGCCAAAGUAAGACACGGCGCGACAAUAACUGCUAGCGCCCGUCCUUACCGUGCUGAAACGGGGCCCGCGCGCAGCCCCCACUGCCGUUGCUCCUCCUCGUCUGCUCUUUUUCUCGGGGUUUGCGGGGGCAAGGGCAAUAACUGCGGGGCUGUCGGGAGACAACUGUGUCUCUUUGCCCCCUGCAGAUACGGCUACAAUGACAUCGUCACGAUCCCUGCUGGAGCAACCAACAUCGACAUCAAGCAGCGCAGCCACCGCGGGGUCCGUCACGACGGGAAUUACCUGGCUCUGAGGACUCUGGAGGGCAGGUACCUGCUGAUUUUUUUUUCGGCCAUGGAGCAGGACAUCCUCAUAAAGGGAACCAUCCUGAAAUACAGCGGCUCCAUGACGACCCUGGAGAGGCUCCAGAGCUUCCAGCAGCUUCCUGAACCCCUCACGGUCCAGCUGCUGACCAUCGCCAGCGAGGUCUUCCCACCAAAAGUCAAGUACACCUUCUUCAUCCCCAAGGACGUGCCCUUCAGCAAGGAGAAGGGCAAAGAGAAGAAGUCGGCCAACGUCAUCCGGCCGAUGCUGACCUCGCAGUGGGUCCUGGGCGACUGGUCCGAGUGCUCCAAGACGUGCGGCUCCGGCUGGCAGAGGCGGACGGUGGACUGCCGGGACGUCGAGGGCCAAGCCUCGUCCACCUGCGACAGAGCCCUGAAGCCCGAGGACAUCAAGGCCUGCGGAGACUUCCCCUGCCCGCUGUGGCGGCGGGGCGCACGGUCUCACCGGCCGGCCCCAGCCCCCUUCCUCAGCCCGCCCUGGAGGCUUGCUGGCCGCCUUGCCCUCCGGCGCUGGACCAAGGCCCCGUCCUGCCGCCGGCGGACCUCCCGCUUGGUUCGGUAG